Messenger RNA from Diaporthe amygdali, 420 nucleotides. RefSeq lists its product as uncharacterized. The record is from RefSeq and is a predicted model, not a curated record. The transcript is spliced from 7 exons. The coding region runs from base 1 to 420 and encodes 139 amino acids. Gene Ontology annotation, cellular component: nucleosome. Gene Ontology annotation, biological process: nucleosome assembly. Lineage: Eukaryota; Fungi; Ascomycota; Sordariomycetes; Diaporthales; Diaporthaceae. Gene Ontology annotation, molecular function: DNA binding; structural constituent of chromatin; protein heterodimerization activity.
AUGCCUCCAACUAUUCCUCAGCGAGGCGGCCCCUCCGGCUUGAAAGUGCGUCCUGGACAAGUUUCUGGAAAGACCCUUUAUGGGCAGGGUGCAAAGCGGCACAGGAAAAUACUCAAGGACAACAUCCGUGCGAUUACUCGCCCUGACAUUCGUCGUCUGGCUCGUCGUGGUGGCGUCAAGCGAAUCUCGGCUACGGUCUAUAAUGAAGUUCGUGCAGCCCUUAAGGACAGGCUGAGAAUGAUCCUCCGCGACUGCGUCACUUACGUUGAUUACCGAAGAGCAAAGACUGUUACUGUCUAUGAUGUCAUCCAUUCCUUGAAACGCAUCGGUCGGCCGGUGUAUGGUUUUGAUCCUGAGACUUACAAACCCGUCAAGACCAAGGAGAGGAAACGAAACGCCCGGGCUGACGACAGCGACUGA